UAAUGGAUUCCGGCGAUCCGGAGAAAAUGGAAAAAUGCGGACAAGAUUUUACCGCAUCGGACCUUUUGGAACCAAAAAUGGAAAUGAUGGAACAAGAAGCCAGCGACGAGGAACGGACUGCUUACCAACAGAUUUAUUACAACGAGAACAAUGCGCUCGCCAACCCGUUUGCAACACUGCCAGGUAACGUGGAUCUCAUGGCCGGAUUGAGCACAGACCUCCGGGAAGAUAAAGCGGAAGGUAAAUAUUUUCUCUUUUCUCACUGUCACGUCAUUCUCACACGCACACGUCUACUCGGACAGCCGCGCCCCCGGCGAACCUUUCGAUGUCACAGUCAACGUAUUCGUUUAGAAUAUUUAGAAGAGAGCGCGCGCGAUAUUGUUCAACUGAGGUGGCUAGGCGCGCGGGUGUCGGGUGCGGACGCGCGGCCGCACACCCUCAAGCCCGCAACCUCCUCCAAUGCUAACAGGUCUACCCCACAAAUAUGUAUCUCUUAUUAACACAAACACUAAACGAUAAUAAUGUCAUCUGCGUUAUCCUAAAAAAAUAUUUAACAGCAAUUAUUCAUUUAAUAACCCAAUGAAACGGCUUUAUUUACUUCUGCGGUUUUAUUAGAUAUCCGUGCAGAACCUAGCCUACGUGCAUCGUAAAGUUAAAGUUAAAAAUAAUGUUAAAUCUACAAAAUGUCCCUCGAUUCUACCAACUUUUCAUGAAAAUCUAUCUUGAGGUGUAGAAGCGCAUAGGCAGUACCUUACAUACAUUGAUUUUUUUGAGUGCUGCAAAGAAGCGAUAUUGUUUACAAUCUGCGUUAAGUUUGUGAAGCAGUAGAUUCGUUUAUUUUGUCUAAUGUUGAAGUACCGCCAUACUUUUGAAGAUAAAAUAUUCAUACGUAAAAGUUUACAAAAUACUAUAGGUCUUUAGGGCAACAAUUAAGCUUGAAAACGAUGUAGGUAUGGAACGCGGCGACGACAAUACACAGCUCGGGAAUGUGUUAAGUAUCAACUUAAUAAUAAAUCUUCGUGACCAUUUUUAUUAAAUAGGACAUCAAUGAGUGAAUCUUUAAUUUAUGGAUACUAGUACCCAGUUUUUGGUUAAGAAACAUUGUACCUAUUAGCAUUGGAAGGUG
This is a messenger RNA of Papilio polytes (common Mormon), 1126 nucleotides long. RefSeq lists its product as uncharacterized. The record is from RefSeq and is a predicted model, not a curated record. The transcript has 2 exons. NCBI's taxonomy places the organism in Eukaryota, Metazoa, Arthropoda, Insecta, Lepidoptera, Papilionidae. The coding region runs from base 3 to 500 and encodes 165 amino acids.